Saccostrea cuccullata (small rock oyster) is the source of this 1153-nucleotide messenger RNA. Its product is annotated as short-chain collagen C4-like. The transcript is spliced from 3 exons. NCBI's taxonomy places the organism in Eukaryota, Metazoa, Mollusca, Bivalvia, Ostreida, Ostreidae. The coding region runs from base 105 to 995 and encodes 296 amino acids. The record is from RefSeq and is a predicted model, not a curated record.
AUGGUUCAGUUGUUUUAAACUCAGCACUUUGUGUGGAGCCGUAUACACGUAGAGUGAUAAUUGACCACAGAGUGUUCUGUCAGGAAAACAUUUUUAGAUUUGCAAUGGAUACAAUUAGACAAUGUAUCGCAGGACUACUUGUAGCAUUUGUGUUUGGAGCAGCUUACGUUUUUGAGGCGAGAUUAAGUGAUAUUUACAAGGAAAUAAACGAAGAGUUAUCGAUCGUUAGACUGAAAAAUAAAGAAUUACAAACGAAAGUAGAAACAUUAGAAGAGUUUGAAAAGAAAAGAGGAGAAAAACUAACAAAGCGUGUUGAAGUUGUAGAGAAGAGUCUGGAUAAUGUCGAAGAAUAUCGCCAGAAAGUAAAUUUGAUUCAGACAUCUGUCUCCAGUAUCAAGAAUAAUGUAAACAAGAAUCAUGAAAAUCUGGAACAGCAGUUGAAGAAAAUAAAGAGUUUACAGGACACAGGCCCAACCUUUGUAAGAUGGGGAAGAACAGACUGUCCAGGCACGUCCAUCUUAGUUUAUAAAGGAUACGCUGCUGGUUCUCAUUAUUUACAUAAAGGUGGCGUUUCUAAUUUUAUCUGUCUGCCUGAAGAGCCUCAGUGGGGAGACAGAACACCAACUGUACAUCUAGCUUUUGCUUAUGGAACUGAAUACGAGAGCAAUAUGUUUGGAGAAAACGCACAUCAACAAGACGUACCAUGCAGUGUUUGUCAGACUAAGACUGGUAUUAACUCUAUAAUGAUUCCUGGUAGAACAGUUUGUUAUGACGGAUGGACAUUGCAAUAUAAAGGGUACCUAGGAGCGGGAUAUCAUGACCACCCAUCUGCUACGGAAUAUAUCUGUGUAGAUGAAAAUAUUCAGUCAGUUCCAGGCGGGUUUGAAAAUAAAGAUGGAAAGCUUAUUUACCCCGUAGUUGCCAAAUGUGGUGCAUUAAGGUGCAGUCCUUACAUAGAGAACAAGCCACUCACAUGUGUUGUUUGUACCAAAUAGGUAUUAGUAACAACAUUCGAAAUUAUCAUAGUAUUGGUUUCGUUGAUGAUGCAAUAAGUUGUAUUUGUUUUGCUUUUUUUUUUAACUCGAAGAGUAUUUUAUUGCUUGUUUAUGUGAUAAAAAUAUAUUAGAAAUCUGAAUCAUUGCCUUGCAUUCAA